Python bivittatus (Burmese python) is the source of this 3921-nucleotide messenger RNA. RefSeq names its product torsin-1A-interacting protein 2. NCBI's taxonomy places the organism in Eukaryota, Metazoa, Chordata, Lepidosauria, Squamata, Pythonidae. Gene Ontology annotation, cellular component: membrane. The record is from RefSeq and is a predicted model, not a curated record. Gene Ontology annotation, molecular function: ATPase activator activity. Gene Ontology annotation, biological process: membrane organization.
AAGUGGAAGGAACAUUGGCCGAGAUGAUAGCCUUACACGUUCUGUCUGGACAAAGAAACGUCAUCGAAUUAGCUAUUGAAAAGGCGGCUUCCAAGGCUUGCUUUCUUUCCUAAAUAGGCAUGGAGAAAUGAAAAAACUACAUAUCCCAGCAUCCCUCUGCAAAGCCUCGUACUGCGGAACAAAUCAUUUUGACGUUGAUAGGAAUUAAGGAUUCUGGUGUGGCUGUGUGGUCGGCUUCUAGGAAGUUAUGAUCUAAGGAGUUAGUUUUAAGAAGAUAGGAUCUGGGCAUAAUCCUUGUCCUGCCUUCCCACGACGAAAAACGUAAGAACGUACAUGACUAUUAAGGCCUGUCUGAACUUUCUGGAGCAAGAUAAGUCCCGGUCUUCUCAGUUUUGUUUCCUGGUUGGAGAGGGGAGGAGGAAGAGACGCACAAGAGGAGAUAUAUAUUUUUCAAGAACAUUGGGGAAUGCAGCUGGAAGAGACCUUCAGAAUUGACAAAAGAACGCUUGUUGUUUAAGCAAGAAAGUGCAGCUAAACAAAUCAAGUCAUUGAAACUUAAGAAAAGAUGGCAGAGGAGAACAAGCAAUCUGCUCAGAAAGACUUCCCUGAAGAAGGAAAAGAAGAGACUAUGUCAGAGGGGCAGAUGAAUCUUCAGCCCCCUAAUAUAGAAAAUAUCUCAGCUGGUCCUCAAGAAGAUGAGACAGAAGAAACAGAAGAGGAUUAUUUGGUAGAAAAGCUGUUACAUUCUGAUGGAUUUCCACUAAGAACAGAGGCUACUGAUGCUGGAGAAUGCACUGUAGGGCUUCCCUUUCAUUCUGAUAGUUUACCUGAUAGUUCUGUAGACAUAAAUUUGGUAAACCCUUUACAUGAAAAGACUGAGUGUUCCACCCACAUUGACCUCCAAGACUCUCAGAAAGAGGGAAAAAAAUUAACAGAAACUGUUCCAGAAGAUAAAAUCAACUCACAGGGCCAGCAAAGUCAGUACUCUCUGAAACCGAAGAAUCAUACUGAAGAAACAAAAGAAGAUGGUUUGGAUAAGGAAACAGAAACAGUUCAAAAUCUUAAAGGCAUGGAGAAGACAUAUCUGAUUGCAGAUGUACAACAUACUACAUGCCAAUCAGUGACUGAAAUCUAUUCUCAAAAGACAAGUGAGUGUCUUACACCAGAAGUAAAUGAGCAGAGCACAGUGGAACAACUGGUAAUAAACAAUUCCCAGUCUCAUCAAGACAAUGGAUUUCUCCACUAUGGAAUUUUUCUGGGAAUCAUGGUCCUUUUGGUUGCUAUUUUCAUAAGUUGCAGUGGUUACUACACUUCACACCCUCCAAGUAUGCCAAAAAAUCCAGUGGUGGAGGCCUUCCUAUCAAGGUUUGAUCCACUGAAAGACAGCUUCCCAGGUCAGAGUCCUCACCUGUGGGGACGGGUACGGAAAAUAUUGCAGAAACACCUUAAUGCAUCCUACCACACUGAACCAGCUAUCUUAAUCUUUACUGCUGCCCAGGAAGCUAAAUCAACUCUGAAGUGUCUGAGCACCCAGAUUGCCAGUGCCUAUUCAUCAUCCCUUGGAGGUAGCACAGUACAUGUAGAUGGAACUUCUAAAUCCACUCUGAGCAAUGAUCAUGCAAAGCUGGCAGUUGAUGAAGAGCUGAGCUUUGGUUUCCAUGGAGGAGGAAAGGCAGCAGUAGUACAUCAGUUUGAAUCACUGCCUGCAAGUUCCACCUUAAUCUUUUACAAAUAUUGUGACCAUGAGAGUGCUGCUUUCAAAGAUGUGGCACUGAUUUUGACAGUUUUGCUGGAGAAUGAGAAGUUGGAUCCUAGCAUUGGCCUACAGAUUGUGGAAGAAAAUGUGCGGGACUUCCUCUGGGCCAAAUUCACAAACUCUGAUUUACCUGGAUCUUACAACCUUAUGGAUACGGAUAAGCUAAGUGGGCUCUGGAGUCGCAUAUCCCACUUAGUCCUGCCUGUUUGCCCUGUGCCAUUUAUAGAAGAUAAUGGCUGCUCUCAGCAAGUGGCAAAUAUGGAAGACUUCACUUUUAAGAACUAAAGAAAAAAGAGGAACCCAGCUUUAAACCCUCCCUCCCCAGCCCUCUGAAGGAUUUGCACAAAUCAGAUUUUUUUUUUUUGAUUGCCCGAGAGGACUAAAGGUAUUAACAAGCUAUUUUUAAAUCAAUUAUGCAUUGUGAUGUUGGUUUUGAUUAUGACUUUCAUAACCAGAGAAGUUACUGAAUUGAUUUUGUUGUUGAGUUGGCAUUUGUGAUGCAAUUUAAUGCAAUAUUUUUAAAGAUGGAUAACUAGUAUAAUUUGCACAUUUAUAUAUCCAGAAUAAGUUUGCCAUUGGAGGAAAAUGGAAACAGUACAAUUUUUUAAUAUGGAAGGCAAUUUCCUCAAUGUAGAAAAAAAUGCUAAUGUACAGGUUGGAUAGCUUAACCUAGAACUCAUGAGUGGCAUGUGAGCAUUUUAGUAGUUUACGUGAACUCCUCCUCCAAGCAAACACUGCAGAGUUUAGCAUAUUUGCACAAGAUCUCCUUAUACUAGUUCAGUCAACUUACUGAAAAUUAGAUGCUGAUAUUAAGGCUAAUUGCAAAAUAAACCAGAUCUGAUUUUCUUAAUUUGUGCAGUUAAUAUAUUGAAUUUAUUAAAAAAAAUUUUUUAAUAUAGAUUCCACUUGGAUUGAGGUGUCAAAUAAAUUAAAUGCAUUAUAUUUAUGCCUAUAAGGGAUAUUUCCAAAAUGGUAUAUAAUGUGAUAUAGCAUUCUGUAUAUAAAGAAGCUAUUGUGUAUUACAUCUCUUCUCAAUUUCAGUGAUUUAAAUUUGUGAUGUAAACUGCAAUUCCUUCCAAAGAUACAACAUAAAUAUCCUAGUGGGAACAGAAGAAGAUGCCUCUUGCUCAGUCAGUAUAACAUUUCAUCUAAUUUAGUAUUUUUGCAGUGGCUGGUUAGGACUCUUAGACUUACCUGGAUAUGUUGGCACGGAAGGUGGCUGAGAAUUCUUAGAACUGCUAUUGUAAAACAUUUGGAGGGUGUCUGGUUGGAAAAGCUACCUUAGAAUGACAUAGGUAUAAUUCAGUUCUAGUCAUAAAUUGGGACUGUCUAAUUAGUGACUACAAAGUUCACAGAUUUAGAAGAAUUAUUUAGUCAAAGUUGCUUCACUGAAGUGAUGCUGGGUUAACAAGUAUAUGGGUGUCCUAUUUAGAUGUCUGUAAAGAAUUGACAGCAUAAACAUAUGGUAAGAGAAUAGAUAGAAAUUAUUUUCAUUUUAUUUAACUUUAUUACAGAUGAAAUAUAAAAAAUUGGAAUCUUCCUUUGCAAACCUUGCUAGACAUAUUUACAUACUUUGAUUGUCAUGUGGAUUGUAACUCUCACAUCUCCAUCUACCUUUAGUAAAUGUUUCUCCUGAACAAACAUAUUGGAUCUACAGUAUUUUCAUGUGAAGAUCAUGUUGUUUUUAGCACAGAUCGGUACUGGGUAGAGCUCUUCAGAUUCCAGUUAAGUAAAUUGAUGAGCAAUGUGAAAGCAGGACAACUCAUGUGAGCUCCUGUUGAUGUUGGUUUGUGCUGAAAUUAAAACUUCUGUUCUCAAAUUUAUAGGACCACAAAAAGCUGGAAGAAGGCAGUGACAAACCACUUCUAUAUUGUUGCCAAAAAGCCUGCAUGAACAGGUCUGUGUAGUUACCAGGAGUAAAGCUCAAUUCAAGGCAGUCUUUAUCUUUUUAAUAAACAAGCAGACAAUAAUAAUAAACCACUGUACACAAUGUAGAAAUUGCAUCUAAGAUAGUCAUGUGUUAGACCCACUGAAAUCAGCAAGACUGAAGUUGGUCAUUGCUGCCCUGUCUCAUUGGUUUCACUGGAACUAAAGUGGGAUGUGGUUCAAGUCUAAUGUAGCAGAUAGGAAAUAAGUAAGCAAGUGUAGAUCCAUCAUAACAACGU